GCCAGUGGAAAGAUUCCAGUUGGAGUUUUUGCAAAAUUUGGAAAAGAUGAAGUACAUAAACGUUAUGUUUUGGACGAAACCUUCAAGGCUGCAUAAUAAUGUUCAGGUUUUAGUUAGCCCGACCGACAUUCAUCUAUUUAAUGAGAGGUUAAAGCAUUUUGUCUUAAAAGGCACAGUUCUAUCCCACGACAUACAAAAGUUGUUUGAUGGGCAAAAAGUGAUGAGCUACACACGAAUGAAAGCGGAUUCAUUUUCAUGGACGAGCUACCACAACCUUGAAGGCAUCUAUCAAUGGAUGACAGAUAUCGCAGCCGAAAAUAGCGAAAAACUUAACCUAACAGCAAUUGGUUUAUCCGCUGAGGGUAGAGAAAUUCUAGCAAUCGAAUUCCAUAAUCCGAAAGCAAAAGGAACUGUAAUAAUUGAAGGAGGAUUGCAUGGCAAUGAAUGGAUAACUACUGAGUUUGUGACUUACUUGAUAUAUCAUAUAGCUAAAGCUGAUAAAGCGAGGAAUGUAAAGUUGCAACAAGUCGCUACGAAGUAUCGUUGGAUCCUAAUACCUGUUGCCAAUCCUGAUGGAUAUGUUUAUAGUAUGAGUAAUGAUCGUAUGUGGCGCAAGAAUAGAAACAAACUUGGCAAUGGUUUAGUUGGAGUUGAUUUAAAUAGAAACUUCGAUUACAAUUUUUGCAGUCACGACAGCAGCAAUAAGUCAACCGACGACAAUUACUGUGGUUCAAGACCUUUUUCUGAGCCUGAAACGCAAGCCAUCUCGAACUAUGUAAGAAGGAACAGCUAUAACCUCAAAUUUUACUUCUCUAUUCAUGCUUACGGACAGAAGAUAAUCGUGCCAUACUCUGACAGAGUCAAGCAUCUUGAAAACUUUAGUGAAAUAGAAAAUUAUGGGAAACAAGCAAUAUUGCAAAUUUACAAACUGUACAGAGUCAAAUACGGCAUUGGCACCAUUUACGAUAUAUACGGCUAUAGAUCGUCAGGCGAUAGCGUGUCGUGGGUGAAAAAAUCAUAUAACGUGAAAUACGCACUAACCUUCCUUCUUCGUGACAAUGGUACAUACGGAUACGCGCUUCCACCGGCGAUGAUUUUGCCAUCUUGCAAGGAAAUGUUAGUGGGACUGCUGGAGGUCAUGACUGUACACAAAAUGAAACUAAUUAAUCUUAUCAUUAUUUUAUUUAUCUCCGCGGGCAAAUGUUUAUCAAAGAAGUAUCACAAUUAUACGUUAUACAGAGGUAUCCCGAUUUCCGAAGGGCAUUUAAACUUCUUUAGGAAUUUAAGCAACUUGUACGAUGCAAACUACUGGAGGGAGCCUGGUUUGGUGUACAGACCCACAGAAUUUGUGAUACCGCCGGAGUAUAAAAUGUUAUUUACACGACAUGCUUUGAUGGAAGGCAUCUAUUACACAACCAUAAUGGAAGAUGUUCAAAGUGCAUUUGAUAUGCAAAGCGUCAAAACCUACAUAAGGCGUAACAUGGCUUCCUUUGACUGGUUGAGCUAUUUCCGGUUGGACGACAUUUAUAGUUGGCUGCAGGAUCUAAACCAUCUAUACCCUCAGAGGAUACAAAUUAAAAACAUUGGAAAGUCAUUCGAAAAACGUGAUAUUUUAGCUGUUGAAGUUCGCCUACCGAGUUCAACUAACAGACCGAAAAUAAUCGUCGAAGGCGGUAUUCAUGCAAGAGAGUGGAUAUCAGUGGCAUUUGCGACGUAUUUCUUGCACGAAAUAGUAACAUCUCCUGAAUCCAACGAUACAGCACUGAAGGCUGCUGCGGAGAGAUUCGAAUGGAGUUUUGUACCUGUGCUGAACCCAGACGGCUAUGAGUAUUCUCAUGUUAAGGAUCGUAUGUACAGAAAAAACAUGAACGGCGUGGAUUUGAAUAGAAAUUUUGGAAUAGAAUUUGGAGGUAUCGGCACAAGUUCUAAUAGAAAAAGUGAAACGUAUCCGGGCCAGUACGCCUUCUCUGAACCAGAAAGCACAGCGAUGGGGCAAUAUGUUGAAUCUAAGAGCGACAAAUUGCAGUACUAUUUAGCUUUUCACUCCUAUGGCCAGUAUUUAAUCAUACCAUACGCAUUUUCUUCGCUACAUAUGGACAAUUAUGACGAAGUCUAUACAAUGGGUCUGUUGGCGGCAAAGCGGAUUGAACAGAGAUAUAAUACAAUGUAUACUGUCGGUACAGCUUACGAUACAGUAGGUUACAAGGUUUCCGGAGUUAGUGGAUGUUGGGUCAAAAAAUCUUUCAGCGUUCCGUAA
Pararge aegeria (speckled wood butterfly) is the source of this 2257-nucleotide messenger RNA. Its product is annotated as zinc carboxypeptidase A 1-like. Gene Ontology annotation, molecular function: zinc ion binding; metallocarboxypeptidase activity. Gene Ontology annotation, biological process: proteolysis. The transcript has 14 exons. Lineage: Eukaryota; Metazoa; Arthropoda; Insecta; Lepidoptera; Nymphalidae. The record is from RefSeq and is a predicted model, not a curated record. The coding region runs from base 47 to 2257 and encodes 736 amino acids.